UCUCCAUUGGUAGACAUGGCUGAUGAUCAGGUGAAGUUACAUGGAUCAUAGGUUAGUUUAUAUAGUUUCAGGGUGAUAUGGGCUUUAGAGAUAAAGGGCAUAUCAUAUGAGAGUAUAGAAGAAGACUUUCCCUACAACAAAAGCCAGUUGCUAUUGCAAUACAACCCAGUUCACAAAAAGAUCCCUGUUCUUGUUCAUGGUGGAAAACCUGUCUGCGAGUCCAUGAUCAUCGUCGAAUACAUCGAAGAGACAUGGCCACAUAAUCCCUUGCUCCCCCGUGAUCCUUAUGAGAGAGCCUUGGCUCGGUUUUGGGUCAAAUUUGUCGACGAUAAGGGUCCGGCAAUCUGGAGGAUGUUCAAAAGUAGAGGCAAAGAACAUGAAAAGGCAAAGACGGAGAGCUUGGAGAUGCUGAGAACAAUGGAGCAACAUGCCCUUGGAGACAAAAAGUUCUUCGGAGGAGAUGAAAUUGGUAUAGUGGAUAUUGCUUUUGGAGGGUUUGCUUAUUGGCUUGGAGUAGUUGAAGAAGUAGUAGGACUGAAGCUGUUUGAAGAUCAGGCAUUUCCUAGAUUGCAUGCAUGGAGUAAUGAUUUCAAACAAGUCUCUGUAACUAAACGAAACGUUCCUGAUCCCCAUCGAAUGUUGGUCUUCUAUAAGGAUGUUAGGGAAAAGUUGCUGGGAUUCACUUCUUCCUAAGAUCAUUCUAAUGGAAAAUCAUUUUCUAUAUCUAAUACUUCUGUUUAGUUGUUCUUUCUUUUUUCUUGGGUUUCCAAUAUAUCUAUAUUUAGUUUAUAUGGGGACUUAUCUGUUCAAAUUCUGUCACAAAAUUGCAUUUUGUUAAGAAAAAUGGAAUAAUAUUUGAUAGUGAGGC
Messenger RNA from Ziziphus jujuba (common jujube), 868 nucleotides. Its product is annotated as probable glutathione S-transferase. Lineage: Eukaryota; Viridiplantae; Streptophyta; Magnoliopsida; Rosales; Rhamnaceae. The record is from RefSeq and is a predicted model, not a curated record. Gene Ontology annotation, biological process: glutathione metabolic process. Gene Ontology annotation, cellular component: cytoplasm. Gene Ontology annotation, molecular function: glutathione transferase activity. The transcript has 2 exons.